AUGAAUCGAUUAGAAAAAACACAAACUUUAUCAUUUGAAUAUAAUGUUGAACAUUUUGGUGUAAUUUCUGGAGAAAUUUUUGAAAAUAAAUUAUUUCUUUAUCUGAAGAAGCAUAAAUUACAUCCGAAGAAAUUCACAUUUUACCAAUUCAACGGUGGAAAAUUAUUACAUAAAUCUACAUAUGAACAAAAUGAAAAAUUAUCUCUACGAUUUGGUAAAAUACAGAUAAUGUAUGAUGAAAAUCUCAAAAUCGCAAAAGAUGGAACCAUUGAAAAUAUAGAUUUUUAUAGAAUAGGAAAUUUUAAUAUUAUUGGUGAUGAUGGUGUCGAUAUCUCAUGUGAAUGGAAUGGAUACCCGUUCUACAUUCAAGCAAAAUUUCGAAAUCUAUGCAUAAAUUGUAAAAAUAAGAAUAAUAAAUCUUGUUCACACAAUUACUAUUACGAUGGAAUGAAAGAAGAUAUUUUAAAAUUUGAUAAGAAACUAUCAGAAUAUAAAAUACCUAUUUUUGGAAUGUUUAUCGUUAAUGAAUUUGUAGAUCUUCCUUAUAGUAAAAUCAAACAACUAAAUUUAAAAAACCAAAUACAAAUAUUACAAUAUUCAGAUGCUUUAAUUGAUGAUAUUAAUGAAUUAGGAAAUACUUUUUUAAGAAAAGAUCAUAGAUUUAACAAUAUUAAAAUCAAAAAGAAUUUUUACGAAGAAUUAAAAAUAAGUUCGGUUUAUUGGUAUUUUGAAAGUUAUCUAAAUAAAAUUGAUAAUUCUGAUAAAUUUUUUUACGAUAAUUUAAAAAAUUUUUUAAGUUAUUUUCGAGAAGCAUAUCCUUUUUUAAAUCAAGAAAAUAAUAUAGAUGAUAUUUUAGAUAAAUCUUUUAAUAAACUAAAUAUUGUAUGA
Messenger RNA from Dentiscutata erythropus, 888 nucleotides. The record is from the annotation of a GenBank genome assembly. NCBI's taxonomy places the organism in Eukaryota, Fungi, Glomeromycota, Glomeromycetes, Diversisporales, Gigasporaceae.